UACAGUUUUUCAAUAUACUUAUUCAUCUCUGAAAUAUGUAUUUAAAUUUAGUAAUUCAAACAGUUAAAUUUUCAUUUCUUUGAAAUAUAUUUUAUGAUAAAUUUAACUAUUACAGAAUUUAAUGAUUUUGGUGCUUUAAGAAAAAAACGUUCAGAAAUUUUUAUGUAUUUUAUUUUAGCUUUUGUCUGGUUACUCUGAGGUGUCAUUUUAUUUAUUGCACAUGUCAACUUUAUUUUAUCGGGUAUGCCAAACUUAAGGUUUCUUUGUUCUCCUGAUAAAUGUUUUUCGAACGUGGGCUUCACAAGAUUUUUGAGGUAAUUUUGUUGUAAAUGUUUUUAUAGCAUCCAUUUGAUUUAGUCCAUGAGUGAUAAGUUCUUUGUUACGGGAUUAACAAUGCCCCUAGAAUUAUUUACCUGGCCAAGUGUUGUUUAAUUAGUUGCGUCACAAAGACUUAUAGAUUAAGUGGACACGCAUUGACCAAAUGUUCUUUUGUAAUCUAAUUCUUUUUUUUGGACAACCAAUAUCUCCAGAAUCAUUUUGAUUGGUUAAAAAGGACAUCUUAGAAAUUUGAUUCAAACAGGUUGCGCGUCCCGGCUGGUCACUUUUCAUCAUUGAAUAAAACCAGCCGGACGUUUGCUUUAUUCCUGCCUUCUUUUAAUCUAUCUAGCCUCAACAAACGGAUACAUCCAUUGGGUUGAGAAGCUGCCCAAGUCUUUGUUUAUAACCAAAAUAACAAGACGAAUAACAAAAGGGUGUGACUGGUGGAGUAGUGGAACGAUCCGAGCUUUUUCCCCAGAUUCCAGAUUCAUCAUAAUAUUAUAUCAUCACUGUUACCAUGCCAGGCCCAUCAAACAUGGAAUUGAGAAGUUCCUCUCAGCAAGGCAGAAUACAGGAGGAACAAUCAGAACAAGGGAUCACUGAAGCCACAGCUUCAGUCAAUGAAGUAGAGGCCCUGCGGAGACAGCUGGAGACCUUAAAAGCAUCCAGAGAUGCAGAGUAUCGCCGGAGAAGAGAAUUGGAGGAGCAAAUUGACAGACAACCUCAACCGGUAGCUACACCAAGGCAGGUUUGGGAGCCAGCACCCAGAAUCCCAGUGCCACAAAUGGACAAAUUUGAUGGCAAUACCCCUGUGUCAGAAUGGUGGACCACAUUUAUGGCCUACAUCGCCCUACAUUCAAUCACCGAGGCCAAAGCCAUAAAACUAUUGCCAUUCUAUUUGAUGGGAAUAGCCCUUCAAUUCUUCACACACUUGGACAGCUUGUCAAAAACCUCACUAACCAGCAUCAGGGAUGCUUUCUUUUCUAGAUUCCGACCGACAGUCCCCAUAAGUCAAGCUUUGAUGCGGGUGAAGCAGGGAGCCGACGAAUCUGUGGAUAAAUACCUAUACCGAGUGAGGAAACUGGCUGCUGACUGCUCAAUGGAAGAGGACAGCAUCACAUACUUCGCUCGAGAGGGUCUUCUUCAGAAGCUGAGGGUAAUAGUGGUCCCACAGAACCCAAAGUCCCUGGAAGACCUCCGAAAAAUGGCAGCCCUUGCAGAGGAAGCUACUGGUAAGGAUACCGACACCCCGCCUACUGACCUAAAGACGGCCCUUGCGGAGGGAAUCAAAAUCGCCCUUGCCAGUGUGGAUGCUGCAGUGGAGACCAAGGUCCGAAACCACUUAGACGAUCAGCUUGCAGAUGUCAAUGGUGUGUUUGCAGGCCAAACCCAACAACGAAGGCCCCAACCAGUCUCAAGGGACAGGGACAACUUCAGACAGACUAACAGGAGCAGAGAGCCAGGACCUUGCUUCAGAUGUGGGGGGUCUCUCUCAUCAAUCUGGUACCAACUCCUGCCUCUCAUCAGUCUUUUCAUGCUAUCCCUAAUCCCAGUAGCAGUUGCAACAAACAAAGAAGUUGAGUUUAGUCCAGUGGGAGACAACAUUCAUCGCCUCAACUAUGGAGUAAUCUUUAAGAAGGACUCAACUCUAGUUUUGUCACAAGAAUAUUGGACCCACACCUUUCACCUACAGCUACCCAAUUCUAUUAAGCCCACCAAUGUCUCAACUAGGUGCAAUCGUAAUGAGUCUCACUGUUACAAAUGGAAUGAUUUAGUUAGUGUUUUUCAAACUCUGCAUGUUGAAACUCAAAGUCAUGUCAAGGAAGUUGUGAAAACUAUUAGGUCUUUAAUUCCUCAAACUAAUUUUCCAACAAAAUCUUCAAAAAAAUCCCCAAGAGCAUUUUUGCCCUUUAUUGGCUCUCUAUCAAGAAGUCUAUUUGGAACAGCCACUAUAGAAGAUGUUCAGUUAUUAGCCCGACAUGUCAAUGCUCUUAAUGCACGCACUACUAAAUUUGAACUUGCUAUGCAACAAUAUGAUGCACAUCUGUCUUCUUUCAUAUCCAUUGUUAAUAAUCGCACUACUAACUUGCUUAAAGGAAUUCAGUUGAAUACUAAAGUUAUUAACAACAUUGCUGCUGCAGUUGAUGCUAAAUUUGUUCAAAUGGAGCAUGCCAUGACUAAUGUGUCAUCUCUUUUGAUUCAACAAAUAAAUGAGGCAAAUGUAUUGAGAAGCAAUUUGGACAAUUUACAAUCUGCAAUUCAAAAUUUAAUUGAAGGAAAGUUAUCUCCCUUUCUUAUUCCAAAACAAAAAUUGAAAUCAGUUAUACAAGAUAUUUCAAAAAUGCUCAGAACUUCACACAAAGGAUUCUACCUAACUCAUACUAAUCCCACGUACUAUUACUCACAUGGUAAAUUCCUCUACGCACGAAAUAAUAAGCAUGUCUACCUAUCUGUUAAAUUUCCCAUUUCCACUCACAAGGCCCCAAUGCAACUUUACGAAGUUACCUCCCUUCCUGUUCCUAUUAAUAUUUCCUCAUCACAUGCUACCCAACUUCUUAACAUGCCAAAAUACUUUGCAAUUACCAAGCACCAUGACUACUAUCUCAACCUUAAAUCUGAUGUUUUACUUAACUGUGUGCAUGCAGGUCCCACUAUCCUUUGUGAUCAUAACUUACCAUUGAAACCUAUAACCACAACCAACAUGAGUGAGUUUUAUCUUUUUAUGGGCAUUAAUUGA
Magallana angulata is the source of this 3055-nucleotide messenger RNA. RefSeq lists its product as uncharacterized. The coding region runs from base 836 to 3055 and encodes 739 amino acids. The record is from RefSeq and is a predicted model, not a curated record. The transcript has 3 exons. NCBI's taxonomy places the organism in Eukaryota, Metazoa, Mollusca, Bivalvia, Ostreida, Ostreidae.